Balaenoptera ricei (Rice's whale) is the source of this 2343-nucleotide messenger RNA. RefSeq names its product osteoclastogenesis associated transmembrane protein 1 (gene OSTM1). The transcript is spliced from 6 exons. Bases 84 to 1091 code for a protein of 335 amino acids. Gene Ontology annotation, cellular component: cytosol. Gene Ontology annotation, biological process: osteoclast differentiation. Lineage: Eukaryota; Metazoa; Chordata; Mammalia; Artiodactyla; Balaenopteridae. The record is from RefSeq and is a predicted model, not a curated record.
GAAGCCGGAAGCGGCCGCUGUCCGCAGCACAGACUAGGGGCGGAGAGGUGGAGGUCUGCGCCUUGGGGUUCGUGAACCCCGCGAUGGACCCGGACCGGACAGUCGCGCGGCGGAGGUCAUCGUUGCUGCUGCUGCGGCUGCUAUUGGUGGCGCUGCUGUGGUCGGGGCUGGCUCUGGGCACCUUCUCCUUGGGCAGCAGUUCCCACCGGGUCCUCCACGACCUCCUGUCGGAGGAGCAGUUGCUGAAGGUGGAGGACUUGUCCCUGGCUCUACUGCAGGGCGGAAGGAUGGGGCCACUGUCACUACCCCCAGACUUGCCGGAUUUGGAUCCCGAGUGCCGGGAGCUGCUGCUGGACUUCGCCAACAGCAGCGCAGAGCUGACCGGGUGUCUAGUGCGCGGCGCCCGGCCGGUGCGCCUCUGUCAGACCUGCUAUCCCCUCUUCCAACAGGUCGCCAGCAAGAUGGACAACAUCAGCCGAGCCGUGGGGAAUUCCUCAGAGAGUCAUAAUUGUGCCAGAAGUCUCUUAAUGGCAGAUAGAAUGCAAAUAGUUGUGAUUCUGUCUGAGUUUUUCAAUUCCACAUGGCAGAAGGCAAAUUGUGCAAAUUGUUUAACGAACAAAAGUGAAGAAUUAUCAAAUAGCACAGUAUACUUCCUGAAUCUGUUUAAUCACACCUUGACCUGCUUUGAGAAUAACCUUCAGGGGAGCGCACACAGUCUUCUUCAGUUAAGAAAUUAUUCGGAAGUAUGCAAAAACUGUCGUGAAGCAUACAAAACUCUGAGUAGUCUGUACUGUGAAAUGCAAAAAAUGAAUGAACUUGAAAAUAAGGCUGAAUCUGGAACACACUUAUGCAUUGACGUGGAAGAUGCAAUGAAUAUUACUCGAAAACUUUGGAGUCGAACUUUCAACUGUUCAGUCCCUUGCAGUGACACAGUGCCUGUAAUUGCUGUUGCUGUGUUCAUUCUCUUUCUACCUGUUGUCUUCUACCUUAGUAGUUUUCUUCACUCAGAGCAAAAGAAACGCAAACUCAUUCUACCCAAACGUCUCAAGUCCAGUACCAGCUUUGCAAACAUUCAAGAAAAUUCACACUGAAACCUACAGAAUGGAGAAUUGACAUCAUAUCCCAUGGAUGAAUGGUGGAAGACACAGCUUGGUCCAAAAGAAGAUAAACCGUGAUUUAACAAGUCAAGUUCUUAAGAAAUGCAAGGACUUCAGAUUUAUUUUUAAAUAAGAAUUUUCAAUUUUUCUUUCCUGUUCCACCCCCUUUUUAAGGGUUUGGGUAUUUUUAAUUUACAGGCAUAGCAAUGUUGUCUAUUUUAAAGUGUAUUUGUUAUAAUAACAAAAGAUGCAAGAACAAUCUUGUUUUAUUUUGUAGGCAUAUUGUUACUAUUUGAGACUUCCUGUAUCUCCUUAGUUAACAUAGUAUCUCUAGUAGCAAAGUUUUUGAGAACUAACAUUUAAAAAUUAAUCAGUUAUAGCAAAGACUUUGAAAAAAAUUUACUUGCCGAAAAGUAGCAAGUCCAAAGAUUAAGUUUCUCACCAUUGCAGUAUUAUUGUCACAUAUAUUUAAUAUGUCAUAUAUUACAAAUAAUAUGUAAUUCAAUCUCUGGUUUCCUUAAAGUCAUUUUUGAAACCACUAGUUAUAAACCUCCCCCAAAAUUUUUAGAAAUGGAAAGGCACAUUACAUUUAUCUUUGUAAAAAGAUUUAUGGUAACUGGUUUCUUACUUGACUUUUAUAAAUAGUGUUUUACACCUUAUUUUUGCCUUUAUUUCAUAAGUAAUUUGAAAUCACUGGACUGCUUUAUUAUAUUCAGGGUAAGAUGAUUCUUUUUGUACCAGGGAUUUGCAUUGUGGAUUAUAUUAUUUGGCAAUUUAUAAUUUAUUACCACUUUAAAUCAAAUGUAACAUUGUCACAAUGUAUUUAAAUUAUGAUUUUUUAAUAGAGAUUUUCUCUUGGGAUAUAUGGGGAGUUUGGGAGGGGAGAAAAAGGAAGAGUAAAAAAAAGCCUAAGAUUCAGAAAAUAGACAGGGACCAGAGGGGAUGCUCACUAUAAGAAUAUUGAAUGGUUUGUACUGGGGGGUGUGAGUCAGAAAGAGAAUCUGAUACAGAAAGUAGUUCAGUUAAGAUGAUGCUUAUUUUUUUCUAAAUUAUUUAAAUCAGAUAAAAGUGAUAUAUGAUUGAAAUGAAGUCAGAUAGUUCACACUCGAAAACAAAUUCCUUUCUGGAAUGUUUAUAUCAACCUUUCAAAAAAAGCUUCAUUUCAGAAUUGUUCACAUUUUUUUCCCUCAGGUUUUUAGCAUUAGGUGUUUCACUUGUUAAUUCCUUCUAGCUGUCUUGGUGGAAA